AUGGCGGGGGCCGCCCCAGCGAAGCCUGGAGCCUGCCGCUGGGUGGCCGCCGCGGCGGCGGCGGCCCUGGCGGUGGGCAGGGCCCUCCUGAGCUGCCCGGCGCACGGGAGCCCCCCGGACACCUCCGUGAACGUGGGCGACAGCGGCUGGGAGGAGGCGCUCCGGCGCAACCUGGCCGAGCACGGCUACGCGCACGUGGUGGGGCUGCUGAACCGGAGCGAGGUGGGCAGCCUGCGCGCCCUGGCCGAGGACUACUGCUACGGCGCGGUGCGGAGAGCGCUGCCGCUGUCCUACGGCGGCUACAGCGUCCCCGGCUUCCUCGACCUCCCCGAGUUCGAGCGCGCACGGUGGCUGCCCGAGGACCCCCGUGUCCACACCCUCCUGCGGGCCGCCUUCGGCGGCACCGACUACCGUUUCGCCUCGCACAACGACGUGGGUUGCGACUUCGUGGGGGUGUGGCACAAGGACGUCCUCCGCGGGAACGUGGCAAGCUACCAGGACUGCGACGUGUGGUCCAGUGACGGCGCCGGCGCGCGGCACGAGGUCUACAAGGUGAUGUUCUAUUUGCAGGACCACGAACACGACGAAGAGGCACUCAAGGUGAUCCCCGGCUCCCACGUCGAGCGUCGAACCCCGUGGGAGAAGGGAUACACCGCACUGCACCCCCACAUGGGCGACACGGUCAUAUUCGAUCAGAGGCUGUCGCACGCUGGGAACACGUUCUACAACCCUUUCUCCAAGGGGCGCCUGUUCAUGCAGGUAGGCUUCGGCCGCGCCAACAGGUUCACAGACGAGUUUGAACUCGGCACCAUCCAGCGCCAGAAGACGUUGCAGGCUAGGAUGCUGAGCUCCACUGGGCAGAGCAGCGCGCUCGCCAAGCAUUGGGCGGACCUCCGGAUGGCCGCGACCGGCUCGCUGCUCACGGCGUUGCCGCCCUCGCUGCUGAACCACUUCGCAGACGCCGAGGUGAAGAGGCACGAGAGCCGCAGCUGCGCGGGGCGGGCGUGA
Prorocentrum cordatum is the source of this 1008-nucleotide messenger RNA. Lineage: Eukaryota; Dinophyceae; Prorocentrales; Prorocentraceae. The record is from the annotation of a GenBank genome assembly.